Molecule: messenger RNA, 1462 nt
Organism: Prorocentrum cordatum
Lineage: Eukaryota; Dinophyceae; Prorocentrales; Prorocentraceae
Source: the annotation of a GenBank genome assembly
AUGCUGCCGCCGCAGGCGGAAGGCAUGUUCCGGCAGGCGCUGGACGCCGAGCUGGCCGCCCAGCGCCCGCAGGAGGCGCCAGGCGCCGCGCCCGCGGCACCUCCGCCGCCCGUGCCGCCGCCGGCGCAGGCGGCGCCGGCGGGUUCCGAGCUGCACGACGCGGCGCUGGUGCCGGGCACUGAGGUGAUUAUCCAGGGGCUCGUGAAGUUGCCGGAUUUCAACGGCCUCACCGGCGUUGUGCAGUCGCUGGACGCCGAGAGCAUGCGGUACGACGUGCUCCUCGACGGCCCCGCCGGCCAGUGCGGCUGGCGCUGGGUCAAGGAGCCAGCAGCCAUGGCCAGGGCCGCGGCGCCGAUGCUGCUCGCGGCGCUUUGUGCGCUCGCUGGCUCCGUUGCCUACGUGGCGCCCCCCGGCGCGGCGCUGCGCGCGGCGUUGGCGGCGUGCGCCGCGCUGAUGGUGGUCCUAGCGCCCCUGCAGGGCGCCGAGGCGGCGCGCUCCGGGGGCCGCAUGGGCGGGGGCGGCGGAAGCAUGGGCCGCUCCAGCGGCCCCGCGCGGGGCGCGCCAGCCCGGGGCCCGACCGCCAGGGCGGCCACGAGCAGCACCACCAACGUCGUCAUCGGGGGCGGCUACUCGCCGUUCGGCUUCGGGUACGGCAUGCCAAUGUUCUUCCCGUCGCCAUUCGGCUUCGGCGGCUUCGGCGGCGGGUACGACCGCGGCCCCACCGCCACCGACCAGCAGCUGAGCAGCCAGCAGGCCCAGGACGAGCGCAAGAUGGACGCUCAGAGCGCCGAGAUCGCGCAGCUCCAGAGGGAGAUCGCGGACAUGAAGGCGAAGAGGUGAGUGCCCGCCCUGGCCUGCCCGCCUCUCGCCGAGGCGCCGCGCCAUGCUCGGGUGCGGGCUCCGCGCGUGAGCGCCGCGGGAUGCCCCCCCGCCGCCUUCCUUCUCGCCGGGCGCGCCUCCGGAACGAGGCGCCCUGGCGCCGCAGGUGUGACUUUUGUCGUCUGCGCGGGGGGCACGCGGGAGCCAAGAAGACGGUCUGAGAGCUUUGUUUUUUUUAUUUUUCGAGCCCUGACCACGGUUAUGGGCGCCCUCGCGAAUAGUCUGCCUUUUCCCUCUGCCUCCUGGGCUGUUGCGUUUGCAUCCUGAGGCCCCCGUGCCCAGCGGUGGGCUUCCCAGAGGCCUCCAGUGUCCAGCGAACCCUGGGGAGCGCAGGCUGGGUCGGGCCCUGCUCCCGACCGGGAGGGGCGGCGCUCCCAGGGGUGGCGGGCGCGUGCCGCGGAAGGCGCGCUCGGCCAUCUGAACCCGCCCCUGGCGGGUAAUUUUUUUCCAGCACGUUCCGCCUUCGCCAUCGCUCCCUGAGCGUCGCGCACGUCAACUUUUUUAGCGUGACCGCGUGCGACCGUGACAGCGGGAGAGGACAAGAAGAAGGGCGGCAACCUCGUCGACUCUGCAGACAAAAGAA